CACAUCAGAUUGCUCUGGCUGUUCCUCAGCAUGGAGCCCUAACUCCCUGACCUGUGAGGAUCUGGCGCCGCACCUUUUCCCUCCGUCGUCACAGGAGCAGCCUCGCCAGGCGCCGUCUCAGUGUCUUGGUCGCCUGCAGCGCCUCGCGGGACCUCAACAUGUUUUCGGCCCUGAAGAAGUUGGUGGGCUCGGAGCCGGGCCAGCUGCGGGAGAAAGGCAUCCCUGCGGGGCUGCAGUCCAUGAACCAAAGCUUGCAGAGGCGCUUCGCCAAAGGGGUGCAGUAUAACAUGAAAAUAGUCAUCCGAGGAGACAGAAAUACUGGGAAGAGUACCUUAUGGCAUCGACUGCAGGGGAAGAAGUUUCUGGAGGAGUACAUUCCCACUCAGGAGAUCCAGGUCACAAGUAUUCACUGGAAUUACAAAACUACCGACGAUGUGGUGAAGGUGGAGGUGUGGGACGUGGUGGACAAAGGCCAAAAAUACCCUCUUCCUGAAGGUGUAGGCAAAGGCAAACGGCGCGGGGACAAUUUGAAGCUGGAGAAUGAGCCACAAGAGUCAGACGAGGUGGCGCUGGAUGCAGAGUUCCUGGACGUGUACAAGAACUGCAAUGGCGUCAUCAUGAUGUUUGACAUAACUAAACAGUGGACUUUCAAUUACAUCCUGAGGGAGCUGCCCAAGGUACCCACCCACGUGCCAGUGUGUGUUCUGGGAAACCACAGGGACAUGGGGGAACAUCGGGUCAUUCUCCCCGACGACAUACGAGACUUCAUCGCAGGACUCAACAGACCGAUGGGAUCAUCCUACAUCCACUACGCAGAGUCCUCUAUGAAGAAUGGAUUUGGCUUGAAGUAUCUGCACAGGUUUUUCAACAUCCCCUUCCUACAGCUCCAGAGAGAAACCCUCCUGAGGCAACUGGAGACCAACCAGCUGGACAUGGACGCCACCCUGGAGGAGCUCACUGUCCAGCAGGAGACCGAGGACCAGAACUAUGAGAUUUUCCUGGAGAACUUGGAGUCUCGUAGUAAGGGCCACGCUUCUCCCGGUCCAGCUAACGGCCAGAGUCCCUCCUCCGGCUCCCAGUCUCCCAUCGUCCCUCCCAGCGGUGCUUCCACAGGCAGCUCCAGCCCCAGCACCCCACAGCCUCCAGCGCCCUCCCAGACGCUCCCCCAGUCUCCGUCUGUGUCUGCGUCCGCUUCCUCCCCCGCUCCCCCCCCAGCAGCGGUCAGCGGGGCAGCCACCCCCACCGCUGAGAUCAAACCUCCACCCCAGUCGCCUGAACACCAGCAGUCGCCCGCUGCACCCGGGGGCUCGGCGCCGCAGAAACGCAGCUUCAUCUCCCGCUGGUUUGGGUCGUCGGCUACCGAGGCUCCUGCUUCUGCACCGGAGGACCCUCCUGCACCCGCGUGUCCUGCUAAGGUUCAGAGCGUGGAUGACUUUGUGCCAGAUGAAGGACUGGACAGGAGUUUCCUGGAAGACAGCGUGCCUCCAAAGAGCAAGGUGGCCCAGCCUGCCCCAGCCGCAGCCGUGGACAGCGACAGCGACGGAGAGAAGAAAGGAAACCCCAUGGUGUCUGGUUUCCAAGAUGAGCUGGAUCCCGACGACACGGAGCCCAGUCUUCCCCAGAUGAAGGCUCUGCCCCGCUGCAAAGAUAUCUCUCUGACCAGCGAUGAAGAGGAGGAGGUGGAGCAGCUUGCCCCCACAGUCACCCAGGACCAGGACUUGGACAGUGAACCCGAUCUGAAAGCGCCUGUUAUUCAGCUCACAAAACCAAAAGUGACUUCUCAAGCUGCGGAGCUCAAAGUCCAGAGCACAGCGCCCAUCUCCCUGACUUUAACCCCAGCAGCAGAGCCGCCUGCUCGACAGCAAGGCAGGAAAAAGGGAGGCACCCCCAGAGCUGAGGACUCUGAUACAGACCUGGAGGCGCCCGUGGCCCAGCAGAUGCUCUCUUUUGUCAUGGAUGACCCUGACUUUGAGUCUGAAGCAUCAGAUACCCCCAAGAUUUCAAAGGACACCUUUCCUGUCAGAGACGAGCUUCUGUCCGACCUCUCUGAUGAGGACUUGCAUUUAAGUAAGGUGCCGGUUCCCCUGAAGCCCACUGUGAUUUCCUUCAAACCCAAGGAUGACGCUGACCUCUUUGGCCUCGGAUUCCAAGAAGAGCCUCAAGCAGCAAAGGACAGCAGUGAAGACCCGGAAGAAAAAGAAACCAAGCAAUCCAGAGAAAAGAAGAAAAAGAAGAAGAAAAGCAAGGAGGAGGACGAGAAGAGCAAGAAGAAACACAAACACAAGAAAAAGGAAAAAGAUGAGGUUGCAGCAGGAGACGACAAGGAGAAAAAGAAGAAGAAAUCUCGACCCAAGAAAACAGAAGUGGACGAACUGGAGGACUUCCUGGGUGGAGGUGCUGGCUCGAUCAAAAGAGACGAUGGAGACUAUGAAGAGCUAUAAAAGUAACAUACAGAAGUUCGAUUGAGGUGUAUGGUCAGUUAAAAAAAAAGAAGCAAAACAAAAAGGUCAACUUGUGUAUGCAUUAAACAGCGUUACAAGCCAUACCCUACACUCAAAACCACCAACUACAGUCGGCUCUGGCAACAGAGGAUUCUGCUUCCUGGGUGCUCCCUCUGAUUCUUCCCCCCAUUCUUACUCCUGCUCUCAUUUCCACUCCAACCAAUAAGAAAAGCCCAGGAGGACUCAGAUGUACUGUACUGAACCUUAAAAUGAACUGUUUGUACUUUGACCCGA
Molecule: messenger RNA, 2735 nt
Organism: Fundulus heteroclitus (mummichog)
Lineage: Eukaryota; Metazoa; Chordata; Actinopteri; Cyprinodontiformes; Fundulidae
Gene: rabl6b
Product: RAB, member RAS oncogene family-like 6b
Cellular component (GO): nucleus; cytosol
Molecular function (GO): GTP binding
Source: RefSeq, a predicted model, not a curated record